AUGAAACAGAAUAAUUAUACAGUAAAGGAUGGGCACGCAGAGAAAAUCAAACAACCUCUAUAUGACUUUUAAUAGGUUCAUUUCUAAGUAAUCUUAAAUGUUUAAUAACCCUAGAAUCCCAAACAAUAGAACCAAAACUACUAACUUAAAGAAAAAUAGACUGCAAUUAAACCUGUUUCUACACUUUCUAAUUAACAAGCCAUUAUAUACAAUAAAAAGACAAACCAGAAUCUUUUACUAAAAUUCAUUUAAACAACUAAAACACCAUUAUAGCCUCUAUUAUCUAAAAAGGAAUAGCCCAGAAUUAAUGUUAUUACAAAAAAUAACUAAAUUAACUGCUUACCAAAAGUCAACGAUAACUAAAAGAAAGAAGGUGAUUAUCGAAAACAUAUUAGUGAAGCAAUUUUGAUGUAGAAAUAUCAUUCUACACGAUUGAUUGAGUAUUAAAAUCAAAAGACCUUUUCCAUUCUCAAUAAAUUGACAAACAACAAAUUUAACAAAAGCCGAUAUUGCAAUCUCAAUUUUCUAUAAUAAAUCAAUAAACAAUAGAAAUUUGUUAUAUUUGUCAUACAAAAAUUGGAGUUGUUUGGUGUUAAACAUACAUCUUCCUUUCUUGGCAAAAAUCCACCCACUUAUCAAUGUUCUUUUUUUUCAGAUCAAAAAUUGUUAUAUAGAAGCAAACCUGUUGAAUAUAAUGAAUUUCUAGAAUCUAUUAUAGGAUUUAAUUGUUAGGAAUUCACAUCCAUAUAUGUUGUGAUUGAAAAGAUUAAACAAAAUGAAGAAGUAAUAGAUUUCUUAUUCAAUAAUUAGUUUUAAGUAGGGGAAGUUAUUUACAUCGAAAGUUAUUCUCAUAUUACAACAACUCCCCUGAAGGAUAAUAUUAUGAUUAAGGUUAGCGAUGAAAUAGAGGGAGACAUAAAGAAGACAAUAUCUGAUGAAUAAGUUACGGUUGGGAAACUCCAAUACAAAGUAUUGUAAUUAUGCCAAUCAAAUAAUUAAUAUAAAUUACAAGCUCCCUAAUCUAUUUAUGCUAUCCAAAUUUAAUAGUCAACUCCUCGACCCUCAGCAAGAUAAAUAGAUUAGAACACACCUACACAAUUAAAAUGA
Molecule: messenger RNA, 1107 nt
Organism: Paramecium tetraurelia
Lineage: Eukaryota; Ciliophora; Oligohymenophorea; Peniculida; Parameciidae
Exons: 2
Source: RefSeq, a predicted model, not a curated record